AUGUCUGCUGCUUUAUUUGCUGUAUCUAGGUCAGCAAUGGCCUUACGUACUGCUGCUACUGUAUCUGCUCCAGUGUCAAUCAAAACUACAUCUUUUUUAACCUUGGCUAGACUUUAUUCAUCAGGUAAAUUCCCACCACAUACGGUCAUCCAUAUGCCUGCCUUAUCUCCAACUAUGACUUCAGGUGGUAUUUUAGAAUGGAGUAAGAAAGUUGGUGAUGAAUUGGCCCCUGGUGAACCAAUUGCUGAAAUUGAAACUGAUAAAGCGUCAAUGGAUUUUGAAUUUCAAGAAGAAGGUUAUUUAGCCAAGAUUUUAAAAGAUGCUGGUUCUAAAGAUGUUCCAGUUGGGGAGCCAAUUGCUGUUUAUGUUGAAGAUGCUAGUGAGGUUGGUGCUUUUGACAACUUCACUGCUGCUGAUGCUGGUGAAACACCAAAACAACCAGCACCAGAAAAGGAAGAAGAAUCAUCAAAGCCAAAGGAAGAGGAAUCUAAAGAAGAACCAAAAAAGACCGAAUCUAAAUCAUCAUCUGGUUCAAAAUCCUCCACUUCUUCUGCUAAACCAUCAGGAAGAAUCUUUGCAUCGCCAUUGGCCAAGACCAUUGCUUUGGAAAAGGGUAUCUCAUUGAAACUGGUUAAAGGUACUGGUCCACAUGGUAGAAUUGUUGCCAAAGAUCUUGAAGGUCUUGAACCAGCACAAGCUGCUGCCGCCCCAGGUGCUGCUGCAACCACCACUGUUGCUCCAUCAGGUGCCACUUAUGAAGAUAUCCCAUUAACCAACAUGAGAAAGACAAUUGCCACCAGAUUAUUACAAUCAACUCAACAAUCACCAACUUACAUCAUCCAAUCACAAAUUUCAGUUUCAAAAUUAUUGAAAUUACGUGCAUCAUUAAAUGCAUCAGCUGAAGAUAGAUAUAAAUUAUCAGUAAAUGAUCUUUUAAUUAAAGCUAUUGCUGUCGCUUCAGUUAGAGUACCACAAGUAAAUGCUGCUUGGUUGGGUGACCAAGGUAUUAUCAGACAAUACAAGAAUGUUGAUGUUUCAGUUGCUGUUGCUACUCCAACUGGUUUAAUUACUCCAAUUAUUAAAGAUGCCCACAACAAGAGAUUAUCAGCCAUUUCUAACGAAGUUAAAGAUUUGGGUAAAAGAGCCAAGAUUGGUAAAUUGAACCCAGAAGAAUAUCAAGGUGGUACCAUUUGUAUUUCCAACUUGGGUAUGAAUCAUGCUGUUACUGCCUUUACUUCGAUUAUCAACCCACCACAAUCAGCAAUUGUUGCUAUUGGAACAACUGAAAAGAAAGCAGUACCUAGUGAUGUUAAUGAACAAGGUUUCGUCUUUGAUGAUGUCUUGACUAUUACUGGUACUUUUGAUCAUAGAGUUGUUGAUGGUGCUCUUGGAGGUGAAUGGAUUAAAGAAUUAAAGAGAAUUGUUGAAAACCCAUUGGAAAUGUUGGUUUAG
Molecule: messenger RNA, 1452 nt
Organism: Lodderomyces orthopsilosis Co 90-125
Lineage: Eukaryota; Fungi; Ascomycota; Pichiomycetes; Serinales; Debaryomycetaceae
Gene: LAT1
Product: dihydrolipoyllysine-residue acetyltransferase
Exons: 1
Coding region: 1-1452 (483 amino acids)
Biological process (GO): pyruvate decarboxylation to acetyl-CoA
Cellular component (GO): pyruvate dehydrogenase complex
Molecular function (GO): dihydrolipoyllysine-residue acetyltransferase activity
Source: RefSeq, a predicted model, not a curated record